UAAAGAAAAGUUGCAAGGGGUGUUUGACGUACGGUGAAGGUCCGGGCAUCUGGAGAGUCCCGCGCAAGGGGUGUCUCCGUGUCGUCCGAGCGCUCGAGCGAGCGAAAGAGAGAAGAAGAACUCCCCCGAUCUCAGAUGCCCUAGAAGCCAAUCCUCGCUCCCCACGCUGCGACCAUGGAAGAGGACAAGGGCGGCGCCGCGACCGCCGGCGUUAGGGCUUCCUCCUCCUCCUCCUCCCCCCUCCCCUCCGCCCCGGCGCCCCUCGCCUCCUCCUCCAACCCCCCAAAGCAGGCGCCGCCGCCGCCGCCGCCUCCGGAAUCAGCCAGCCAGCGGCUGCGGUUCACGGUGGAGCUGCGGCCCGGGGAGACCACCAUCGUCUCCUGGAAGAGACUGGUCAGGGAUUCCAGCAAGGGGAGGAAUGUUUUCCCUCCUCCUAGUGGGGCCGAACCGGCCUUCGGAACCCACGCCGGACCGGCUGCUGCGACCGUGGAAGAUGAGCUAAAAGAUGCAGUAGCACCUCCAAAUCGAUUUAGUGCAGUUAUUGAGAAGAUUGAACGCCUGUACAUGGGCAAACAAAGCAGUGAUGAGGAGGAUCUUGAUGAGGCUCCUGAUGAUGAUCAAUAUGACACUGAGGAUUCUUUCAUUGAUGAUGCCGAGUUGGAUGAAUAUUUUCAAGUUGACAAAUUGAGAACCAAAUAUGAUGGAUAUUUUGUCAAUAAAGGGAAGUUAGAACAUGUUGAGCCUAUGGCAUCAUUUAAUGUGGCACCAAAGAAAAGGAGAAGAAAAGAUUCAACAAAAGUUUACAGGAAAAGGGAUCAUCAACAUGGUCCCAAUGAAUCUGUAAAGAUGGGUAAUAUGCGAAUCAAGGCUGCAGCAAGGAAUGCACCGUUGGUGGGGAAGAAAUUAUCAAGCACUGCUGAUGUUCUGGCUCUUCCAUAUUUCGAACAUUAUUAUGAGGAAAGUAAACCUGUAAAAAAAAUAUUAAAUGCCCCUGCAGGAGCCUACAAAAAAAGGUCUUCUGAUCUCACCUUGCAUUUGGAAAAUCCUCCAUCUGUGAAAGUACCAAAUAAGGAUGUCCCAUCAUUACCCUUGGAAUCAAAGGAUUUUGAUAAACAUAAAGCUGUUGUGAUACCAUCUGAUGACCUUGUUCAUAAAUCAAGAGGAACGGGCAACUCUUUGGAUCCCAUGUAUCAGGCAUCUCAGGACAAAGGUGUUUCUUCUCAGGUUGAAUUUCAAUCUAGGAGAUUGCUGAAUGGUGAGAUUGAAGAAUUAUCAGCUAAAAUACGGCGCAAGGAGAAACAUGGAACUUGUGAAUUUCCUAUGCAAGCAGUGCAACCAACAUUCAGAAGGGUGAAAGAAGGCUCCACUGUUAGACCGAAAGGGACAACACUUGAACGAGCCAUUCGAGACCUGGAAAAGAUAGUUGCAGUGUCCAGACCACCAAGUAUUGAUGUUCAGGAAAUGGAUCCUUCAUCUCAAGGAGUUAAAAGGAGGCUUCCUCAGGAAGUAAAACAGAAGCUUGCUAAAGUUGCAAGAUUAUCGGCAAGCCAAGGUAAAGUUUCAGAAGAUGAUUUAAUUGAUCGUCUUAUGGGGAUUCUUGGUCACUUGGUGCAACGGAAAACAUUGAAGAGGAACAUGAAGGAGAUGGUUGAAUUAGGUCUUUCGGCAAAACAACAGAAAGCUGAUAGAUUCCAACAAGUUAAAAAAGAAGUUCAUGAAAUGAUCAGAGCACGUGUCUCAAACAUGAAAUCUAAGGAUGCUUCAGCUGAUGAUUUCCAGGAAGUUAUCAAUAAUGAUGAAAGAAGAGCUCUAAAAGGAAAAUAUAGCAUGGAUUCUGCACUGGAAGACAAGAUCUGUGAUCUCUAUGAUUUAUAUGUUGAGGGGAUGGAUGAAGAUAAGGGCCCUCAAAGCAGGAAGCUAUAUGUUGAGCUCGCAGAGUUGUGGCCCCAUGGUUAUAUGGAUAAUGUUGGAAUUAAAGAUGCUAUAUACAGAUCGAAGGAGCGAAAGAGGGUGUUAUACAGGCCGCAUAAGGUUCGUGAUGAGGAGAGGAUCAAGAGGAAAAAGUUGGCUGCGGCAGUUAGGGUAGAGACUAAUCCAGCUGCUCAAGUAUGGGCUGGACAGGAGAGACCAGUUACUGAUUCUAUUGGAGCAGUUCUCAUUUCUGCGGGCAAGUUGGUAUCCAAUCCACCGCCUGCUUUAUUAGGCAGAAUUACUGAUCCUACUCCACCUUCAAGUGAUUCUGGACAGCAGCAUGGAUUGAAAAAUCCUGACAAGGUUAGAGGAGGUAGCAUGAGCAUGAUCCUUGAGGAUGGCAGCAAAGCUGUUGUUGAUAUGAAAAAAAAGAUGAAGAGGAAGUCAGAAUCAGAGUUGGGGUACAUCCAUGUUCAUCCACGUAAAGUUCCUUCGCAGCAUACCAAGGAAAGCCACAAAUCUCAAAAGCUUACAGAUGACACAAAUGUUAGUCAGCAGCCUAAACCGGUUAUCCCACUACCUGGAGUUCCAGGUUCUGACCAUGCAAGCUGAUUCUGAUUCAUCAUAGCAUUACAGAAUUACAUGUUAAUUAUGAGUUAGUUGUUUUCUUUUGUUUUGCACCCACGAUCAUCAAACAGAAAGAUGGUCUUCAUGUUCCCCUUCCAGCCAGUUCUUUUCUGAGCAAUCAUUUAAUGUAAUGCCGAUUGCCUUCCCAAUAUUAACAUGAGACCUAUGGGCUUCUUUAUUUUGCUU
Phoenix dactylifera (date palm) is the source of this 2724-nucleotide messenger RNA. Its product is annotated as ubinuclein-1-like. NCBI's taxonomy places the organism in Eukaryota, Viridiplantae, Streptophyta, Magnoliopsida, Arecales, Arecaceae. The record is from RefSeq and is a predicted model, not a curated record. Gene Ontology annotation, biological process: chromatin organization. Gene Ontology annotation, cellular component: nucleus.